AUGGACGACAAUGGUUUUCUCUAUAUCGUUGAUGCAGGAGAACAUGAAGUGAGACGAUAUAAAAUUGGUGAUACUAAAGGAACAGUAGUUGCGGGUGGCAAUGGACAAGGAAAUCGCCUCGAUCAACUCGACUAUCCCCGCUACGUAUUUGUUGAUCGAGAUCAUUCAGUAUACGUGUCUGAAUAUGAAAAUCAUCGUGUCAUGAAAUUGGAAGAAGGUGCAAAACAAGACAUUGUCGUAGCCGGUGGUCAAGGACAAAGUCUUACACAAUUGAAUAAACCUGAAGGAGUCGUUGUCGAUCGAUUGGGUACUGUCUAUGUGACUGAUUAUGGGAAUCAUCGAAUCAUGCGUUGGCCAAAAGGAGCCACACAAGGAAGUGUCAUUAUUGGUGGAAACGGUUAUGGAGCACAGUCAGAUCAACUCAAUGGUCCCGUAGGUUUAUCAUUCGAUCGACAUGGUAAUCUCUAUGUAACCGAAUUUGGAAAUGAUCGAGUACAAAAAUUUAAUAUCGAAUAA
Rotaria sp. Silwood1 is the source of this 516-nucleotide messenger RNA. The record is from the annotation of a GenBank genome assembly. Lineage: Eukaryota; Metazoa; Rotifera; Eurotatoria; Philodinida; Philodinidae.